Molecule: messenger RNA, 10272 nt
Organism: Pomacea canaliculata
Lineage: Eukaryota; Metazoa; Mollusca; Gastropoda; Architaenioglossa; Ampullariidae
Product: zinc finger protein OZF-like
Exons: 6
Coding region: 2056-3684 (542 amino acids)
Biological process (GO): regulation of transcription by RNA polymerase II
Cellular component (GO): nucleus
Molecular function (GO): DNA-binding transcription factor activity, RNA polymerase II-specific; RNA polymerase II transcription regulatory region sequence-specific DNA binding
Source: RefSeq, a predicted model, not a curated record
UUCUUUGGCUAUAUAUACUUAUGUGGGUUACCGAGUGAAUAUUGAGAAGCAGUUAAGGUGGACCAUUCGCGUUUUCAACCGAGCCAUUUAGUAAGACAAAAUGAUGGCAAAGUACUAAGUAACCUCUGGAAACAAGUGUCAUAUGAGCGUGUGAAAAACGACAUAUGGAUAAAUAUUGGAGUAUGUAGUGCAUGGUAAAUAUCUCGUUGUUGCCCUUCCCCACCUCCCCGCAGUUUACUGAUGACCAAAAGCAAGCAUACCAUGAAGACAAUCCAAAUUCUGAAUGGGAGCACAGUCUAAUCAACUCUCUGGAUAUUGUGACAGCAGUUUUAACGUUGAAAGGGCCCCUAUGUACUCCUAUAUCAUCUUACCCCAGAAUGCAUUGUGACAUCAGAUGGAUAAACCAUUUCUGCAGCUUCCAAAGACAGUGACAAAUUACACUGUUGAUAAAGUGCAAAGAGCAGCUAAACAACUGCCUAUCCCAUGGAUCCAAAUCAGCAACAAUGAGCGAGAGAUUGUGGUGGUCGUUGUUGAAAAUAGCAUGCUAAAGUUCAGAGUGAGCAUAAAGGCAGAUUUUGAGCCCACAUUUAAAGUGUGUGGUUUUUCAACACCAAGUGGGGCAGCGAACAUUGAAAAUUUAAAGUUGAACACCUUUCUCACAAACCUGAGCUGCAAAUAUGUGUGUGAAGGGUGUGACCAGUGAAUUUCCUACCUUACUGAGAGAUAACCAAAGCCACCUGUACUUUAGGCAUGUUACAUGCAAGAAACUAGACAUAAAUCCACAGUUAGAUACAAAGGCUACAUGUUAUUGACAGACAAUAGACAAAUGUGUGAUCCGUGUCAGUAUGUUGUGAAAUUUAAUAAUUCCAUGAGCGGUACAAUCCUAUAUUCAAUAUUCAUAAUCAUCCUCUUACUUUAUCCUUGUAGACCUCUUCGAACCUCAACAAUCAUGAAUGUGUUUUUUUUUCCUUUGAAAAUUCUAGAAAGGGGGAAAGACAACAUAACCGUCACUAGCCAUUGCUUCACUUCUCAUGGAAGACAUGGCAAGUUCCCAGACACUGCGUGUGGGGGAGUUGAGGCUGUGUUUUCCAAGGUCCAGAAUUCACAUUUCUUUUGUACUUUGGAUUUAUGUACAAGUUGAAUUUUUCUUAUAUUCUUUAUAUAGAUUCGUGUAAGUUAUUUCUUUUUAUAAACUGUCAAUAGGCUCAGUAUUCAGGCCUGGCCAGUGCCAUGCAGUAUUUGGUUUUAAGAAUGACCCUAGGAGCAACUGGCUCUAGGAAUGACCCUACAAAGAUUUGGCACUAGUAAACUACUAGGAGCCACUUACCUCAGAAGGAGAAAAUUGCUAACUCAAGAGGUGGCAAGACAGGAAUAAGAGGGUGUGGUCACUUGUUCCCAAGAGGUGGCACCCCAAGAGACAGUGCAUUGUACAACAUCUGUCCCCUAGAGGUGUUAUCAAUCGUUUCAAAUACUGUGGAGAAUAAACAUAUUUUUGUAGAUUUUAGGAACGUCAGUCCCAAGUGACAGCAAUUAAGAGUUUCUUUAAAACCCUCUCAAGUGUGAGCAGUGUUUCAAGUAACUUUGUACCAAACUAAAAAUCCUAGUAUUCUUCUGUCCAACUAUCAAACAGAGAAAAAGAAACUUUUCUUUUAAGACUGCAUGUAAAAUUGAAAUUGUUAGAUAUAAUGAAUAACCUUUUUGGGGAUGUGUACAGACUUUUUUUUUACCUUUUGAAUUGUGUAUAAUUUUACAUAUCAAGUUUUCCACAUUUUUUCUUCAUUUAAAUUAAGACAUGUCGUGCAGGAGUCAGAUUUAGUUGUCUUUUUUAUAAUAAGAAGAAUGCACUAAUUACCCUGCGAUUGCAUGAGUGUUGAUUGCACACGCCAGCGUCUGUGACCAAGUAUGACAGCUAUAAAAAUAGAAGAUACACAGAGCCAAGAGGAAAGCUCUUACUUCCAAAUAAGUGCCCGCUGAGUACAGAUGAUCACAAGAUGUUUUUGAAACUGAAUGUGAAGUAGAACAUUCCUUCAAACCGCUGGUAAAACAAGGAAAACAAUGCAGGAUGUUCAUCAAGACAGAUUAUUGGCUGAGCAGGAUCAUUCACCUACAGAGUGCAUUACACCUGCAAGCCUUAUCAGACAUCCUCCAAUGGGUUGUAUUAAAAUAGCUUCCGAUGUUGUCACCCAGCUGCAGAAUAUUGGAAACACCCAGGAACUAGGAUCAGAUGCAGAGGUCAUCAGUUUCUUGAUUCAGCAGUACCAGAAAUUUUGCAGUUCACAGCCCAUCAUUGACUGGUGUGCAAAAUGUGGAAGCAAGGAGAUAACCUUUACCUGUGUGGCAUGUGAGCAUUCAUGGUCUUCCUUUGAGACUAAGUCUAGAGAUACUAGUGAGAGGAGACAAGUGGAAGAACAUUGUGGUCAUGACACAGUCAUCUUCAUGUCUCCAGAUACAGCAGAAAAACAUGACUCAUUUGUCCCUGAUUGUCAAAUGUGCCCUAAGACAAACUCCUCAGUCUCAAAGCAAGGUGCAGAUGCAUCAGCUCAGAGUGUUCAUUGGGUAGCUGUAUCGGGUGAAAGGUUUUCAACCACCUCAGGCAAGGUGAGUAUUCAGGUCAAAGACUCUGCAGACUCACUGGGACAUAAAUCUUAUUUCAAGAUGACCACCAUGCCUUCAGAGACUCCGACAGAUAGACACAGCAUUGUCUCAGCUGCAAACUAUAGCUUUAAUGAUAGAUCAGACAUGUCAGGAGAUGAUGCAGCAGAUGGGGGCAUUACUGCACUCCCAGUAACCCAGUUGAAUGUGGUCACCUCAGUACCUAAAAACCCUUACCUUAUAAACAGCAUUAUGGCCAGUCCAACCCAUCCAAACCUGUCACAGAUUGGAUUGUCAUUGCUGUCAACACAAAUGGUACUGGAGAACCUGGCUGUUUCCACAGCUUGUAGACUGAUUCACAAUGAAGGCAAUGUAUCAGAAAGAGAGGCUGAAAACAUGUUACCUUUACCUGUGGUAGUCAAAGGUGAAAAGGAAAAUAGAACUUCAGCUCAAAUUGAUGAGUUACAUGAGAACAGUAACAAGCAUCCAGAGAAUGUUCAAUCUCUUCACCAGGAACAGCAUAAAGAGAAAGACAGCAGAAUUUCAUGUCGAUUAAAGGUGAUGCGGCAGCCUCGUACUGUCAGUCAGUCCCAGCAACAGGCUGAAACCAGUCAAAAAGUUCAAAGACCAUUCUUGUGUGAAAUCUGUGGGUUUGCCAACUUGACAAAAGUGGCUUUCCAGCGACAUUUGAUGACUCAUACAGGAGAGAAGCCUUUUCUUUGCCAGCAGUGUGGGGAUUCUUUUAAGGAUGCCUGGGGACUCAAGAAACAUGUGUCUAAAAUCCACAGCAGGAACAAGCUCUAUAAAUGUAGAAUUUGUACUGAUGUUUUUCUUUCCCCACGCUGCCUGCAUUUACAUCUGGAGACAGUACAUUCAGAUCGCAAGACUUACAGGUGUCAAGUGUGUGGCAAGGCUUUGGCUACUGCAAAAAGCUUGCGUCGUCAUAAGCGCAUUCAUACUGGAGAAAAACCAUAUGAAUGUCCCCAUUGUGACCGUGCAUUUAACAAUUCUUCAGGCCGUGUUGCACACAUGAAACUGCACCAAGAUCCCAACUCUGUGCUUUACAUUCCUUCUGUCACUAAACCAUCUUAACUACUUUCAUCAUGGGUAUUUUUGGGGGGAGGGGGAUUUAUAUUUUUUUUAAAUCAUUUUUUCCUCAUUGAAGGCUUGCUACUAUAGUUCUGCAUUUCUUCAUUUUUAUGUUUGUCCCUGUGAUGUUGAGCCAGAGCAAAUUGAUGUUCAUUUCUUUUCAGUUUCUUUAAAUUCAAAUUGCUGCUAUAGAAGCUGCUUAUUAUAUAAUAAAGUCAUUAGCACUUAAAGCCGAAAGUACAGUUAUCACAACCACUAUGGCAGAGCAGAAUAAUGUAUGCACUAUUUUUCUUCAGCUGAGCAAGGCCAGAAGAUCUUCCCUUUUGAAUUAUUCACAGCAAAGAGUAUAGAUAUGUCCAGCACCUUAAAUUUUUAGCCAUAGUACAAAUGUAUUACUUGGGUGGCCUGCUUAUCACUGUUACGGUGCUUGGACAGAGGUAUGAUCCCACUGGAGAAAAGGGAGUUCAGCUGAGCAGAUCGAACAGAGGGAAUUUGUGCACCCAUGAUAAACUGUGUCAGUGAACCAGAGUAGAGGGAUAUUUUAAGGCAAUGGUUCUCAACCUUUUACUUGUGAUGUCCCCCUGACGAACAAAGGUACGUCCGCGCGACCCCUUAGCCAGCAAUGUAAGCUAAUUUCACUAAUACUGUUAUAAGAAACUUGUAAAAAAUGACCACUUUCGCGCGCCCCCCCCCCCCUUCCACCGUUUGAGAACCGCGGUUUUAAGGGUUUUUAUCAGUUAUAGGUCCAGCUGGUAAAAUUCAUGUCAUUGUGUGCCACUCGAGGGAUGCAUUUGUUCUCUAAAUUCAGCAGGCUGCAAAUGCUUAUGCACCAUUUUCAGUAAUUUUUAUUCCAAAACUAUGUAAACAAAAGAAGGAAGAAGUAGGUAAUUUAAGUAGAUAAACUAUUUUUAAAUGGUUACAUUAGAUUGAUACAUCUGCUAUCUGCAAAGAGUUUUAUAUUGCUUAAUGACUAUGAAUAGUGAAGUACACAAGGAACAAAACUGGUCUUAAAAAGAACCUUGCAGACGAAAAGCUGUUGACUGACAGGUACAGAAAAUUAUCCUGCAGCUAUGAAUUAAAUCAUUGAAGGGCUGGAAACAAGGCUGCGCCUGACAGGCUGAGCUGCUUUGCAAUUUUUCUGCUUUCUUGUUAAACUUCUCUGUUUAUUCGUAGGUUUCUUUUAACUGUAUGGUGCAUUCUUGUUUCUCUUAAGCUUUAUUUUGUUUUUGAUUUACUAGUAAUUACCUUAUUUUCUGUUGGUUGCCCUUUUACUUAAACAGCUGCCAUUCUUUGCCAUCACAUAGAUGUUAGAUCUAAUUCUUGUUUCUCCUUUUGUUUCCUCUUCUCUGAAAGCCUUAUUUUAAAUCCUCAUCAACCUAUUGUGGAAGUGAACGGUGUCUGUUAUAUGAGAAUAUGACUGUAUGAUUGUUGGUGAUUUUGUUUAUUUCUGCAUAAAAUUUCUGUACAGCGCUUAGAGCAAAUUGUUGGAAAAGCCCUCUAUAAAGUGUUCAAUAUGUUUAUCAUUGUUCAACAAAUUCUUAGUACCAUGUGAAAGCAAGAAAUGAGAACAGCAUAAUUGAUUAUAUAAAAUACAGCAGAAUUGUCCUAGAGAAGAAGAACUGUUUAUAGCCUAAAGAUGACAGAAUAUCAUUGAGAAUUCGAAGAACCAUUUUGGAACUAUGACCAGCACAGUAUGAAAGGGAUUCUAUGAUUUGAGUUUAAAAGGAGAGGAGUUUUUCUAGCAUCUUUAAGUUCAACAACAGUUCUGAAAGCACAAAACCAAAAGUCGGAGAAGAGUUCAUGAUUUCGGUUAUGAUCGAUGGCAAAACAUUAAGGUGAUUGUACUAUAUUUUAGUGGGAAUGGCAUCUAAGAGUCUUUCCACAUAAAACCAUUUUUCUUACUGGGAGAUCACAUGUCAACAUGAAUUCUAUUCUGUCUAUUGUCAUUAAUAGCUUACAUUCAAAAUAGAAGCUUCAGAUGUAGGAUAAGUAAAGGUUAUCUAAGUGAACAGAGCAAUUCUUCAUCAAACAGUCCUGGAUAUAGUCCUUGAAACAGUCUUCUCAUAUCAAUGGCACCACCUCCUGCCCCACUCAAGUGUUGUGAACGAAAGAUGAUACGGAAUAAAGUGGAGGAACAAGAUCCCUCGGUUUGGCAUAAUCUCUCACUGAAUGUAGUCAGGUCUCCAAUGACAUCAUGAUGUUAACAUAAUGGUCAGCAGUAAAAGUGCAUAUUGAAGUAUUUUUAACUUGCCAAAAGCCUAGGAUUUGAAGAAACACAAGAAUCUGCUGCUUUGUAAGCUUCCCAUUAAUGCUAUUUUCAUGUCUUAUCCAUCUUUUUCUACAAUAUAUGGACCACAGUGGCCUCCUUGGCAGUUUUGCUACCACAAUGCCAAAAAAAAAAGGGGCUCAAGGAUUAUCAUUAGGGUGAAGGAGCAAAUGCAUGGUCAACCAAUGACAUCAGAUCUGUGUGUGUAUACAUGGAGAGUGUAGCUUAGUUCUCUUAGUACCUAGCUGGUGCAUACGGCCUCUACUAGAGAUUUUCAUUUUUGUCUGUCAGCAAGUUAUGUUCAAGGUCAGUUUCUGUUCCUUGAAUUCUUUUUCUGCUGAUUUUUGACAUGUUUCUUUUCGCCAACCACAUUUCCUCUUGCCAUCAGCCAUCCACUGAAGCGUUAUUUUGGGUGGUGCAGCUGGUUUGUAUUCUGCAUUUACUUGCAAAGAGCAAGACUGGAAGGAGAUUGCGCCUGUAGAUUUUCCAGAAUUUUGUACUUCCAAAUUUCUUUAAGGUUUGAUUUGCUUUGGUGGGUCUGUUCUUCACAUCUUUUUUUUGUGUGUGUCUCCACCUGUUGUAACUGCAAGAGAUGUUCAAAAAGCUCUAAGCCUCACCUAGAAAGAAGAACCUUAGCUGAACUUUUUUUUUGUUGUAGUAACACAUUACUACUUGUUAUGAAACUAGAAAAACUACUACAGAUUUCUCCUUUAAUUUGUGUGCAUGUGAGGGAUAGUGCAACAAAUCUAAAAAUAAACAAAAUAGAGGCCUAAGCAGUCAUAAAGUAUCUGUAAAAAAAAGAUAACACCCAAGGAAAUCCAUUCGAACAUGAGACACUUGCUUAGGACUUCCCUUUCUAAGCAAAUGUGAAGAAGUGGGCUGCUGAAUUCAAGUGUCCAUAGGCAUUAGUUCUGGUUCAGUCCUCACUGUUUUAACUGAGAUCUGAGCAAGUAGAGGAUAUGUAAUUUCAUGAACUUUCUCCACUUCUUUGUUGUCAGUUGUGAUGGGGUAUGUUAACUGAUUGUUUCUUUUGUUUGCUUGAUUUUUUUUUUUUUUUUUUUGAUGCAGUUUUAGUUGUUGACAUUUCCUAUGCAUCCUUGUGUUGGCUGGAUCAACAUCAUCUACAUUUUUCAGUACUGAUGUAAAUAUCUAGUGUAUUUCUCUUUGUCUUUUGUUGUUUAUUUCAGAAGCCAGUUUAUGGUCAGUAUGAAUAGGAAUGGCAAGAGAAAUUUAUUUGUCCUUGUUUGAUGUCAUUUGUAAUUUUGAAGUUGUCUGUGAGCUUGCUGUUGCUACCAAGGAACCUGACAAAAAUCUGUAUAUAAUGCUUUAAUUGUAUUUACUAUUUUCUAUGGCAUUCCUUAGUGACCCUUUUUUUGGUAGUGUCUCAUGGUCUAUGCUGUCAAAUGCUUUUUUAAAGACUGUGAACAUGGCAUGGAGAUUGCUGUUUCAUUCUGUACUUUGUUCAAUAAUCUGCCUUUAUUUGACCACUUCAUGGCCUUUUUCUAAAGCCUGCUUAAUGAUGUCAGGAACAGCAGUAAGCUGAAGAGAAGUGAAACAAAACAUUACUGUGUUUGAAACACUUUGUUGACAGUAACAAAUUAUACAUUUUCCAAAUUACUAAAGUAUGUAACAUUGUUCUGUAUGUUUUACACAUUGCAAAAAAUAUUUUCUUCAGUGAAUUGAGUUUAUUCUGCCAGUCUUGGUGAAAACAAUCUGUCAAUCUUAAUUUCAACACUUUGAAAAACAACUUGAUAUUUCCAACCCCUUGACUAUCCCAUUCUAAACCAAACCCAUAUUUGUAAAGAAAAAUCAUUAAAUAAUGUAAUCGCAUAACCUUACUGUCUUGACUCAAUUAAGCAGCAUUUCAUAAACAUUUCUGGGCAAGAGUUUCUGUGGCAGCUGCUGUCGUAUCCUAGAGAAAUGACUAUUUAUAGCCAUGGUUCUCAACCGGUGGUAUGCAUACUCCUAGGGGUACGCAAGGAUUAUGCAGGGGUAUGUAACGACAUAAAUAAGCACACACCUUUAUGAAAAUAAGUACUUUAAUGCGCCAACUUACAUGCGAGGGGUACCCACGGAAUACUUUCAUCCUUUGGGGGUACAGUCGCGAAAAAUGUUGAGAAUCUCUGAUUUAUAGAGAGUCUAGACAGAGGACUUUGACCCUGUCUGAGUGGGGAGGUGUAUGUAGGAAGGCAUGAAAGCUGGGAUACAGAGACUAGGGGGUAGAGGUUGAACACUAAGAGAGCAAGGAAAUGUUGAGACGUAGAGUAGAGAGUGAAACUUAUGUGUAAAUAAAUAUAUGCACAAACGCUCAACCAAAGUAAAGUGUUGGUAUUGUGAGAGAAGAUAUAAUAGCUGCAAUACUUUAAGUCAAUGUGCAAUGCAUUGUACAUGUGCAUUAAUACAUACUGGAUAAGCCCACAUUCACCAUAAGCCAUAGUGUUGGGAGUGCUUCAUAAAACACUGAGGAAUUUCUUUGUUGCAACAAGUAUAUGUUUUUCCACUAUGCUAUUAUUUGUACUCAGAUGUCAGAUCUCUAGAGCCAUUGAGUAAUAUAGGCUGGAUCUGUGCAUCAAACAUUUUAAAAGACUAGGACUGACUAUGAUCAUUAUGAGGCCAAAAUGCCUUGAGUAGACCUAUAACACCAAUUUGAGCUUUAAAAGCAAGGUCAUAAAGUGAAUGGGUACAAACACAACAAAAGUGUGCCCAAAUAUUCGUACAUGUUGUCAAUCUCAAGUUUUCUCCCAUCAUAUAACCAAUUUCUCGUGUUGCAAUAAAACCACCCUUUCUGAAAACCCCUACAUUUGACAUUCAUGUUUACCUGUAAGAUCUACGUUUUUGGCAGUAUGAUACAAACUAAUAAGCUAGUUUUGGAGACCUACAAUUGUAUCAGAAAACAAAGUAAUGUCAACUACAAACAAUAAAUUGAACAGCUGCAACAAAUCAGGUGUGAGUUUGAUGCCAUGUUGAUCCUUUUGCCUGAUUUCAAUUGUUAAAUGAUUGACAAGCAGAAUAGGACAGGACUGCAGAUUUCUCCCAGUUUUAAUCCUUUUGGACAGGUUAAAACAUCCAGAUUUCCACCAACCCUUAAUCUGGCUUUAACAACUUUGGUACAUACUUUUGAUAGCCCUAAACAUUUUGCCAUGGAUACCAUUUUUUUUUUGUAAGAACGUCCAGAGUUUUUCUCUAGUCACUGAAUUGAAACCUCUCUGAAAAUCAAUGAAGACCACAGUUUUUUGUGUGUUUAACUAGCUGCUUCUGAAUAAGUGCUAUCAACGUAACUAUGUGGUCUGUUGUACUAUGAGCCCUCAUAAAGCAUGCUUAUUCUUCACCAAGAGUAUUGUGUUGCUUGAUCCAUUUGUUUAUUCUUUUAUUAAAUAAGGAACUGUAACUGUUACUACAUAUAUAUACCUCUAUAGUUUUCUGGUGGAUUAAUAUCACCUUUUGUAACAUUUUAUAAUAGUUUAAUGGUAGCUUCAGACCAUGGAUCAGGAAGUAAACCGUUUUCAAAAAGGUCGUUAAAUAAGCUAAUAGAAAAGGAGUAAUGGUUGUUAAAGAGAGUUUGAAAAACACAUAUUAACCCAUCAGAACCUGCUGCUUUAUUGUUUUUCAGUGAAAGGACAGCCCUUUCUACUUCUUCAGCAAUGAUUGACAUCUAAAUUGCCAAUAUUUGUAUAAUCAAUAUUACUAUGUCUUCACUGUUUACCAUGAUGUCAGAUAAAGAUAUCACUGAAAUGUCUGUGCUAAAUCUCAACAGGUAUAGAGUUGCUCUCUUCUUGUAUGUAUGCCAGAAAAUCUUGUGGUCAGAAGAACUUUCCUUUAGGGUUGUCAGUAAAUGCUUUUUAUGAAGGGAUUUCUUUACUUGCAAUAGCUUUUUGUACAUUUUUUAAUUUUCCAGGUAGGAUAGUUUAGCUUCCAUGAUGCAAGGAAAUCAUAUUAUCAGACUCCAGUGAUGAGUGCAGUUCUAUGGGCAUAUAUGCUUAGACUCAAUCAUAGACUUAAUGUUGAAGUCUUUACACCUCUUGAACAGUGAUUUUGACAAAAUAGCAUAAUCUAUCACACUAGAACCUAUGUUUAACACAUAUGUGGAAACAAAGCUCAAGAUAUGCUAGUUUACCAAAAGGAUAAAUGAUUUGCAGAAUCCGAUCGUUUUAAGCCAGGGGUGAUAAACAUUUCAUGGUGUGGAAACAUAUCAGGGUUAAUAUUUUCGCAAAAAGUUUCAACCAGUAAGGUAAAGUGGAACUCAUUAGUGUGUUCCCACACAACGAGACAUAUAUGCAGGAAAAUCCUAUGUUGUGUGAUAAAAAAAUUAAAGUACUGUAUUUAUU